CCACGGCUUCGACGACUACCUGGGAGUUCCCUACAGCCACGACAUGUGCCCCUGCUACGUCUGCUUCCCUGACAAGCCUUGUUACGAUAUGUGCUGGAGUGGACACGUAUCGUGUCCUCUAUAUAUCAACACAACGAUCAUGGAACAGCCCACGCCACUGCCUUCUCUUGCUGGCAAACUUUUAUCAAAAGCCACGCAAUUUUUGGAAUCCAACGCCAGAGACGGCACUUCAUUCUUCCUCUACAUGCCCUUUAUGCACGUGCACCAUCCCCAAUUUUCUUCAGCGGAGAUUGAUGAGGAAUCCGCGCGAGGGAUUUUCGGCGACGCUCUCCUGGAGCUCGACCACUCCAUCGACACCAUCCUGCAGACACUCGACGCGCUCGACCUCGCCGACAACACCGUCGUGUGGUUCCUCUCUGACAAUGGGCCGAGUUUGCUGCGUCGGGAACGAGGAGGCUGCGCAGGAGCGCUGCGGUGCGGCAAGGGCACGACGUGGGAAGGCGGCGUGAGGGUUCCCGCCUUCGUCAGGUGGCCGGGGCACAUCGUUCCCAGUCGUACGAACGAGUUGCUGAGCUCGCUAGAAGUUCUGCCGACCAUCGCUGCGCUCACCGGCGCUGACACCAGCGGCCUCAAGCUCGACGGCUUCGACGCCUCAGACUUUUAA
Molecule: messenger RNA, 664 nt
Organism: Hyalella azteca
Lineage: Eukaryota; Metazoa; Arthropoda; Malacostraca; Amphipoda; Hyalellidae
Product: arylsulfatase A
Exons: 5
Coding region: 44-664 (206 amino acids)
Molecular function (GO): arylsulfatase activity
Source: RefSeq, a predicted model, not a curated record